AUGGCACCAGCCAGGGCAGGAUUCUGCCCUCGGAUGCUGCUCUUGCUGCUGGGGCUGUGGAUGGCCAAGGACCCAGUUGGUGCCAAGCCCAGAAACAUGACCUCAGCCCGGUGGUUUGAAACUCAGCACGUGCAGCCCAGGCCUCAGGGAUGCAAUGCUGAUGGCAACAUCAGCAAGUACUCCAAAAGCUGCAAAGGCCUCAACACCUUCCUGCAUGAAUCCUUCUCCAGCAUGGAGACUCCCGUCAUAACCUGCAAGAAUGGCUGUAAAAACUGCCACCAGAGCCAGAAGCCUGUAUGCCUGACCACGUAUAAGCUCAUCUCAGGGAGGUGCUCAGACUGCAGGUACAAGGAGAAGCAACUGGAUGCAUUCUGCAUCAUGGCCUGUGAUCCUCCACAACAGAAGGAUGGCCUAAGGUACCAGCUGAUCCUGUGCUUUUGGAUAAUGUUGUCUAAGGCCAGGUGUUCCCCUACCUCAAGCUCUGCAGACUCCCGAUACUACAGCUGCAUUUCCUCCCUUGAGUUCUUCACUAAUCCUUACCCUUUUUGCAAAUACCACUUCUCUCCCACGCAGCCAACUCCACAUACUCUUAAUUCCUUACGGGGUUUUGUGGAUGAUCCAAAUGAAAGAGAUCUAAGGCAGAGCUCCUUGCUACCUACCACACCCACACUAUCCUAUCCCAAAUAUAGCUUCCCCAACAGCAUCCAGGCGGCCCUGCCAUACCACACUCUGCCCAUCACUAUCACUAUUGCGCCCACCCUGUGCUUCUGA
Delphinapterus leucas (beluga whale) is the source of this 771-nucleotide messenger RNA. The record is from RefSeq and is a predicted model, not a curated record. NCBI's taxonomy places the organism in Eukaryota, Metazoa, Chordata, Mammalia, Artiodactyla, Monodontidae.